AUGAAGAAAUCUGAUCGUGUGGCCGCAGUUGCAACGUCGUCCGAUGACGGCAGAGACCUCGAACACAAGAGGGAAUCAUCUAUCUCGUGUUCUGCAAUCUUCUCGUCCUGCCCAACAUCUAGAAGUUACAGAAAUUUUUAUGAAAAGUUCGAGAUUUUAGCUGCCUCAGACAUGGUUGUAAUAGUGCCGGAUAUGCGUUUAAAAUGAAUAUCGUUAGAAAAGACUAGUCGUAAAUAAAGG
Molecule: messenger RNA, 240 nt
Organism: Gryllus bimaculatus (two-spotted cricket)
Lineage: Eukaryota; Metazoa; Arthropoda; Insecta; Orthoptera; Gryllidae
Source: the annotation of a GenBank genome assembly